UCUGAAGCUUAAAUAAAAAUUUAACAAUUUCCCAUCAUUUGGAAUUCCGCAUACCAAAAACUCAUAUACAUCCCUGCACUCAUACGGAAGCUGCAAUUUUCAAAUUAAAAAAAAAGGAACAAAAAGGGAAAUUUUUUUCCGCGAGGUAUUUUGUCCACCAUUUUCCUAAACCGUUCGUCUGUCAGUUUGGUGUUGCACGUCAACUUGCCAAUCACGUCGUUUCUUUUCCUUUUUUUGCUUUUGCUGCCCCAUUCGCCUGUUGUCUGUCGCACACACAUACACGAGAAAACUUAAAAAAAAGAAAAAAACGAGGAGAAAAGAAAGCAGCGAAAAGCAAAACCAAACAGGAAUUUUUUUUCACAUUUUCGAGAAGAAGAAAAGAAAAUUCCCACGAAACACACAAAGGAUCAAAGUUAGAGACGACAAGCACUAGCAAGAGAAAGAGAAGAAAAACAUGUAUUCGAAUGGCUUCACCCAUCAUCCCCACCAGCCCCCAUUCUAUGGAGCACCUAGGGCCGAUCGACCAUACGCUGGUGCCCGUAAUGCUGCAGGAGGUGGUGCCGGAGGAGCUCCAGCGGGCCUAAAUGGUGAUGCUUCAGCACCAGGACACUACAACAACGCAGCAAUGGGCUAUCCAGGUAGCUAUGGUGGCUUUCAAAAUGCUCCCGCACGAGGUAAUUACCAGGGAAAUUCACCAGCAAAUGGUGGAAACUACUAUGGCGGUGGUGGUGCGACUUUUCAGAGGAAACCCAAUUUCGUUCCACGCCCCAAGACUUUCAGCAACAACAAUUUUCUCCAACAGCAAUCUAUGUCGCAUCAAAUGAACUCAGUUCCAAUGGGUAUGCUAUCGAAAGAGGAAAAGGCCGAGCUACAGCGCGAGAAGGCCAAGAACCCCGGACGGAAUCUAGUGAAACCCCAAUGGGAUAACUUGCAGCCUUUCCAGAAAAACUUCUACAUUGCGCAUCCUAAUUCGAUUGCUCUCAGCGAGCAGGGAGUGUCUGAUCUGCGUAAGGAUAUGCAAAUCACCGUCGCUGGCAGCGCCAUCCCACAUCCGAUAACCAACUUCGAGGAAUCUUCGCUGCCAGAGUACGCAAUUCAAGAGAUGAUGCGUCAGGGUUUCACCAAGCCCACUGCCAUUCAGUCGCAGGGAUGGCCAAUAGCGCUUUCCGGCCGAGACUUGGUCGGAAUUGCCCAGACUGGCUCUGGCAAGACCUUGGCCUACAUGCUGCCAGCGAUGGUUCACAUCUCAAACCAGCCUCCUCUGCAGAGAGGCGAAGGUCCUAUUGCCCUGGUCCUCGCGCCCACUCGUGAGUUGGCCCAACAGAUUCAGACAGUCGUGCGCGACUACGGUUGUCAGGCAACUCCUCAGGAGAUUCGUCACACUUGCAUCUUCGGCGGCAGCUCCAAGGUUCCCCAAGCACGCGACUUAGAACGCGGCGUUGAAGUGGUAAUAGCGACUCCCGGACGCCUCAUCGAUUUCCUCGAGAACCGCAUCACCAACUUGUCUCGCUGUACCUACCUAGUGCUGGACGAGGCCGAUCGUAUGCUUGACAUGGGUUUCGAGCCCCAGAUCCGAAAGAUUAUCGAACAAAUUCGUCCCGAUCGUCAAGUGGUCAUGUGGUCUGCUACCUGGCCCAAAGAAGUCCAGGCGCUCGCCGAAGACUUCCUCACCGAUUACAUCCAAAUCAACAUCGGAUCACUUAAUCUGGCCGCCAACCACAACAUUCGACAGAUCAUUGAUAUCUGCCAGGAAGAAGAGAAACCCCAGAAGAUCGUGAAUCUACUCAAGGACAUCGGACAGGCUAUUGCCACCAGUAAAAUAAUCAUCUUCGUCGAAACCAAGAUCAAAGUGGAGGAAAUCUUGCAAAUCAUUCGCAAUGAAGGAUACACGGCCACUUCUAUUCAUGGCGACAAGUCGCAGGCGGAGCGGGACUCUGUGUUGAAGGACUUCCGCAAUGGCAAAUCGAACAUUCUGAUUGCCACUGACGUUGCAUCUCGUGGACUGGACGUUGAAGAUUUACAAUAUGUUAUCAACUAUGAUUAUCCAAAUUCUUCGGAGAACUAUGUGCAUCGCAUUGGACGCACAGGACGUUGCCAGCAAUUGGGAACAUCUUACACUUUCUUUACACCGGACAAUGCCAAGCAGGCACGUGAGUUGAUCUCCGUUCUGGAAGAGGCUGGCCAACAGGCUCCCCCUAAUCUUGUUGAAUUAGCUAGAAAUGCAUCAAAGGGUGGCAGCAGCGGCAACGUUAAACGUUGGCAACAAAACCAACAACAACAACAACAGCAAAUGCAACGUAACAAUCCGUUGAACUAUCAACAGGCAAACAGACAACUGCAACAACAACAGCAAAAGACAUUCCAUACUGGUAACAACAAUUCUUGGAAUCAAUCGCAGCAAUGGCAAAACAAUGGCAUGGGUAACGCUGAACAACGGACAACAUUCCGUCCACAGCGCCCAAUGCAACAGCAACAGCCGCGUCCAAUGCUCGGCGGCUAUCACCAUCAUCAAGCGAACAAUGGCGGCUACAUGCCAGGACCACCACCUCACAUGUACCGACCACGCAGUCAUCAUCCUCAAUUCAUUCCAAACGGCAACCAACAACAGCAGCAACAGCAAAUGCGCUACAACCAACAACAGCAGCAGAAAUCUAUGUAUGAGAAGGCCGGCGAGGGCGUUCAGGCCAAUGGAAGCGGACAGCAGCAACAAGGACAGCAACAACAACAGAACGCAUAUUCGCCAUCACAUCACGCAAAUGGCGGUGGCUCUGGAGAAUACCCCAACAAUGUAUCCACGCCACCUUCAACAGCAAUGUAUGCAGCUCCAGCUCAAUCGCCACCAGCUGCAGCGUACAUGUAUGAUGCAAGCGGUGUUAUGGCAUCAGCAGUAGCAGCUGCGGCUGCAGCAGCCGCCGCCGGAGCACCAUUCGGAUCGUAUGCAGCAGGAGCGCCACCACCACCGCAAUCUGGUGCGGUGUACUAUCAUCCCCAGUAUGCCGCGGUGAAUCCGGCCGCCGCCGUAGCGGCUGCCGCAGCUGCAGCUGAUGUCGCCGGCCUACAGCAGUAGAGCGCAAGUAGUACAGAGCGACCCAAGCAGAUUAAUCUUUCUUUCCAAUGAGUUCCAUAUUGUUUGCCGCAUCCUCUAACCCCCAUCCCUCUUUCUCUAAAUGAAAUCAAAUUAUUUUAAUCAAUUUUAUUGCUCACAUUUGUUAAUUUUGUUCAUAUUCUUUCUUUUUCUCUCACUCUUGUUUGUUAAUUUUUUUUCUCAGAGUUUUUUUUUCAUUUAUAUUUAAUUUAUUUAUUAGUAUUAAAUCAAACAAAAACAAAUCGGUAACUAAAAUUGCAUUAUUUACAAGUAAAUACGUAAAUUAUUUCCAUCCAUAUAUACAUACAUUUUGUUUGCUGCACGUGAAGCAUUCACUUUCGAAAUGAAGAAGAUUUUCUUUUCAUUCGAAGAAGAUUCGAAUUUCGAUAAAGAAUAUUUCCCAAAUAAGUGACCAAGCAUCUUUUUUGACAUAUAUACGAGUAAAUGUAUUUAUUAGUUCUAUCCAAAUUUAUUUAUCAUUAUUGGAGAAAUCGGAAAUGUUUUUUUUUUGUAAAUUUCUUUUUUUUGGAGCGACUCCUCCGAAUUAUCGUAAAAUGCUAAUUUCAAAACGGAAAAUCUAUUAUUUUCCUUAUCUAGUUUUAAAAACUUUAUAUUAGUUUCUAGUAAACCUCACAAACACGUAUAAAUCUCUCCCGAAAGAUGGUACAUUACCAUCUAUUCGGUAGAACUUUAAAUCGCAUUUCUCUUCCAACACAAUUAAUUAAUUAUAAAUUCGGAAUAGAAUUUCGAAUUGAAUUUUCGAAAUGAACAAAAAAAAAACACAAAUAAAACAAAUAUAUAAUGAUGAAGCGAAAAUGACUUACUUUUAACUUGUCAUUUCCUUAGUUUUAAAAAACAAAUAUAUAAAAAAAUUCUUUAAGCAUUUUAGCCAAUUCGGAGAGAACUCCGAAUUGCGAGAAAUUAUUAAAAAGAAAAAAAGAAAAAAAAAACGCGCGAAAAUCUCUGAAAAUUAUGGUUUUUCUUAUACGUUUUUAAAAUAAUUUUUUUUUUGUAAACAUUAUUAAUUUUUUUGUUUUUGUUUUUACACGAAUUUUUUCUGAGUAAACAAGAAGAAAUGAAAACAAAAGAAGCUAUCAUUUCUCAAAUUGAAGAAGAAAAAUUAAUUAAUACUAAAUAAAUAACGCAUAAGUAUAAAGAAGAAAAGAGAAGAGGAUUAAAAGAAGUAUGAAAAGAAAAUUAAACAAGAAUUAUUUACUAUUAUAUUAUAUUAUAUAUAUAUAGAUAUAUAUAUAAUUAAAUACAAGUGAAUAUGUGAAGAAUAUUAUAUAUAACCUAUUCAAGAAUUACACAAAAAAUUAAUAUACAACACAUAAUACACAUUCAAGAAAAAUAAAACAAAAAAAAAAACAAAAAAAAAAAUUAUGAAGAACAUGAAGAUGAACAUUUUAAAAAUAUUAAUAACUUUGAAAUGUGAAUUGUAAUGAAAUAAUUAUUAAAACGUUCUCAUA
Eupeodes corollae is the source of this 4554-nucleotide messenger RNA. RefSeq lists its product as uncharacterized. Gene Ontology annotation, molecular function: ATP binding; RNA binding; RNA helicase activity. The record is from RefSeq and is a predicted model, not a curated record. The transcript is spliced from 3 exons. Gene Ontology annotation, cellular component: nucleus; ribonucleoprotein complex; cytoplasm. NCBI's taxonomy places the organism in Eukaryota, Metazoa, Arthropoda, Insecta, Diptera, Syrphidae. Bases 455 to 3067 code for a protein of 870 amino acids.